AUGUGGAGGGGAUUGAUGACGGCCCGGCUAACCAGACCUUGGUCCCAGCCGACGACACCUCCAAGGCACCUCGGUGACGAUGGAGAGACGGGCUUUAACACAGGUCUCUUUCCGACUAUUCCAGGAGCAUAUCCAGAUGAAAUCUACGAGCUUGCUGCAACAGAAUGCUUGGAAGAGGUCCACGAGUUACCGGACACAUCUGUAUCAGAAAUGCCUGAUACCUCAUCACCAAGCCCGAGGAUACCAGUUCAUCCUCAGCCUUGUUUCGAAAGUUGCCCAUUCCUAGACGACGAUUCUGAUAUAACGCGUCCGAAACAAGAAAAGUCCAGCAAGGUCAUUCCUGAGCCCGCCGCUGACAGAUUACAAGAUUCCAUGUCCAUCUCACCUUCAAAGCCAACUUUAAUUGCUGUUUUUGGGAUGCCUGGAACAGGAAAGUCUUCCUUUAUCGGGAAGGUGACUGGAACAGAGGUCAAAAUUGGCCAUGGACUACAUUCCUGUACGUUUGAGAUCCAAGAAGUGCCAUGUCGAAUUGGCGACCGUGACGUUACCCUGGUAGACACACCGGGCUUUGGUGAUACGGAACGUUCCGAGGCGGAGAUAUUACAGCGGAUAGCAUCUUGGUUGAUGGACAGGUACGAAGAAAACACAUAUCUGACUGGAGUGAUCUAUCUUCAUCGGAUCUCGGAUCCUCGAAUGACCGAAUCAUCACUGAGAAACCUGACUAUGCUGCGCAAGUUGUGCGGCACGCGGCAUCUGUCUCAUGUCAUUCUGGCAACGACCAUGUGGGAUAAAGUCAGCGAGGAGGAGGGAUCCCGUAGAGAAGCCGAAUUGGUCGCGGAGGGGAAGUGGUGGGGAGAUAUGCAGCAGCGAGGCGCCAUUGUUCGACGAUAUGACAAUACAAAGAAGGGUGCAACUGCCUUGGUGAAGGAGCUAAUAGGAAUACAGCCCUUUUUGCUGGAGAUCCAGAGAGAGAUAGGGGUUGAAAAGAAGAGUCUGAUCGACACGGCGGCUGGAAAGUCCGUUCUAAAGACUCUGAACGAUAUUCAAAAGCAGCAUGAAGAGGACCUCAGACUGGUCAAAGAGGAGAUGCAGCUAGCCUUGCAAAAGAGUGAGCAGUCUCGUAACCUAUUUAUUUUAUCAUUCCCCUGGCUGGAGAGGGAAAAUGAGAUACGCUGA
Messenger RNA from Rasamsonia emersonii CBS 393.64, 1176 nucleotides. RefSeq lists its product as uncharacterized. NCBI's taxonomy places the organism in Eukaryota, Fungi, Ascomycota, Eurotiomycetes, Eurotiales, Trichocomaceae. Gene Ontology annotation, molecular function: GTP binding. Bases 1 to 1176 code for a protein of 391 amino acids. The transcript is spliced from 2 exons. The record is from RefSeq and is a predicted model, not a curated record.